This is a messenger RNA of Magnolia sinica, 633 nucleotides long. RefSeq lists its product as uncharacterized. The record is from RefSeq and is a predicted model, not a curated record. The coding region runs from base 1 to 633 and encodes 210 amino acids. The transcript has 2 exons. Lineage: Eukaryota; Viridiplantae; Streptophyta; Magnoliopsida; Magnoliales; Magnoliaceae.
AUGGAGUCCUUGAGGGGCAGGGACCGUGGGGAGGUAUCUCGGGAAAGAUAUAGUAGGGGCGCAGAUAUCUUUGAGCGGUUUCAAAAGCUUCGGCCGCCGACAUUUGAAGGGGCACCAGACCCAAUAAAAUUCCUAGAAAAGUAUUUCCUGCGGUCAUGCCGCAAUGAGAAGAUCGCACAAUUUUUACGGCUGGAGCAGGGGAGCCUUACAGUUGUCACGUACGAGGCCCGGUUCGACGAACUCUCCCGGUAUGUGCCCAAAGCCUUGGAGGAUGUCGAAUACAAAUUAUGGAAGUUGAAGGAAGGACUUAGGCCGAGGAUCCAGUCGUGGCUAUGCGCCUGGGAUUUUGAGGACUUUGCAGAACUGGUAGAUAAAGCCAUGCGAGUCGAGAAAGACUUUGAGCACACCUUAGGAACCCACCCUCUAGCACGAGAUACUCUGGUACGAUCAAGACAGGCACCCCUUGCCCCACCUGUUCCAGCAAGAAGGCUCAGAGUUCAGCCUGCUGGCAUCCCGCCCGUACUUCCAAGGAGACGUUGCGAGUACUGUGGGCGAGACGGCCAUACUACUCGAUUCUGUUAUAAAAGAAUAGUAGAGGAGGGCAACACGCUGCCAGAAAACCGUCCCCAGUAA